Coccomyxa subellipsoidea C-169 is the source of this 1507-nucleotide messenger RNA. RefSeq names its product alpha/beta-hydrolase. Gene Ontology annotation, molecular function: A2-type glycerophospholipase activity. The transcript is spliced from 6 exons. The coding region runs from base 1 to 870 and encodes 289 amino acids. Lineage: Eukaryota; Viridiplantae; Chlorophyta; Trebouxiophyceae; Coccomyxaceae. The record is from RefSeq and is a predicted model, not a curated record.
AUGCACACGAUAUCGGCCGGCGCGCCGGACGCACCGCCAUUGGUGCUCGUUCCGGGCUACGGCGCGGGCGCGGCCUUCUAUUUCCGUAAUCUGGCCGGCCUGGCUUCGCACUUCCGCACGCACGCCGUCGACCUGCUCGGCACCGGCAUGUCCGGGCGGCCCAGUUUCCCAGCGCGCAGCCGGGAGGAGGCGGAGGGCUUCUUUGUGGAUGCUCUGUCGCGCUGGAGGGAGGCCAUGGGCGUCGACAAGAUGGUGUUAGUAGGCCACAGCCUUGGCGGCUACCUGGCAGCUUCCUAUGCGCUGCAGCACCCGGAGCACGUGCAGCACCUCGUCCUCGUCGGCCCCGCUGGCGUGGUGAGCAGGUGGAGCGUCCGGGGGCAGCUGUACCACCUCAGCAGAACGCUGUGGGAGUCCGGAGCGACGCCCGGCGCCGUCAUCCGAAGCCUCGGCCCCUGGGGACCCGCGCUCAUCCAGAAAUAUGCGCGCAACAGGUUCCGGGAGGGCAUGGGGCUGAGCACUGAGGAGGUGGCGGCGUUUGAAGAGUACUUCUACCACAUUAUGGCAGCGCGCGGCUCCGGCGAGCAUGCGCUCCGGCAUUUACUGGCGCCCUUUGCUCGCGCCAAGCACCCGCUCGAGGGCCGCCUGCACGACCUCAAGGUACCGGUGUCGUUCAUCUAUGGAGACUCGGACUGGAUGGAGCCGGCGGCCGGGCAGCGAGUGGCGCGAGCCGUGGAUCUGGUGGAGCGGGCGGGGCACUAUGCCUUCCUUGACCAGCCGCAGGAGUUUCUUCAGAAGCUGCUGAGUCAGACGUUGACCGCCUUCCCAGACUGGGACGCAAAACGACAGAAACCUGAUCAAGCCUCUGGAUGAUGGGCAAAUCUUAAAAUUUGGCCCUCAGAUGCUUCUUGGUGUAGACGUUUGCCAGAUGGUGCUGUCUUGUAUCUGUUCAUAGAGGCAUGUGAGCCUAUGAAGUUGAUAGUUUAUAGCAGUAUAAACCUAAAUAGCAUUGGGCCCGCUUGGAUGGACCUUUGUCGAAACGCAUCAAAGUUUCAUGCAGGAGAUCCACAUGGGUCUGCUUCUUGAAUUUCAGUUCCUUUGCAGCUUGUAAUCUUGGCAGCUUGUGAUUAUGGUAUACUGGGCGUUGAGCCGUUGCCCUCUUCGGGUUAAUAGCCUGCGCAACGUAUCCGCGAAUUGUGCUCUGUUCUCGUUGGAGGACUCCUACUGUCCUCUGGAAAAGCGGACACAGCUAUCGUGUACACAUUUCGGCCUUUGUUUAUUGCUGACAGAUAGCUAGAUGCAAGGGGUUGAUUAUCUUGAUUUGGUAAAUUUGCAGCAGUGGCAUGAUAUUUGGUGGAUUGUCUUAUUUGUGUGACCCCGAGGGCAUCUGCACAAGAGUGUACACGUAUCCUUUUUGUUUCUUCCGUCCACAGCUGUAGCAACUAAAAUUCUGGAGUUGUACCUGAUGUAUAAUCAGGUAGAACACUUGUAAAUCACAGUGGGGGUGUCC